CGCCGAGCGCUCCUCCCCGCGAGCACUCAGGCAAAGUGUAAAAAUGGCGUCCAUCAUGGAGGGUCCGCUGAGCAAAUGGACUAACGUCAUGAAGGGAUGGCAGUACCGCUGGUUCGUACUAGACUAUAACGCCGGGUUGCUGUCAUACUAUACUUCCAAGGACAAGAUGAUGCGUGGCUCCAGAAGAGGCUGUGUGCGACUUCGGGGAGCUGUGAUUGGGAUCGAUGACGAGGACGACAGCACUUUCACCAUUACCGUGGACCAGAAGACUUUCCAUUUUCAGGCCCGUGACGCAGACGAGCGGGAGAAGUGGAUUCAUGCCUUAGAGGGGACGAUUCUUCGCCACACCCUUCAGCGGGAGGCAGAAACAGGAUUCGUUCCCAGCGUUCAUGACUUCGACAAGAAACUAGCUGAAGCUGAUGCGUAUUUGCAAAUUUUGAUCGACCAGUUAAAACUCUUCGAUGAGAAGAUUAAAGACUGCAAAGAAGAUGAGUCACGCAGAAAAAUCGAGAACCUGAAGGACACGACUUGUAGUAUGGUAGAGUCCAUCAAACACUGUAUUGUACUACUACAGAUUGCCAAGGAUCAAAGUAAAGAACAGCAACACGCAAACGGACUGAUAAGCACCAUAAACCCAGUGGAUGGGGUAUUCCAGCCUACCCCUCUCAACACCUCUGUAGUCAGUGCCAUGCCAACGCAGACCACUCUACCCACAGAUGGAGCUCAGGUGUGUAAAACGGAACAGAGGCCUUCUUCUUUACCCGUGGGCCCUGUUGUUACGGUGAUGGGCAGCCUUCAGACCCCCACUCCCAACAGCACAGGGAGUGGUCCCUCGGCUCCCAGCAGCAGCGUGACUUCACCCAGUCACAUGAACGUACCACCCCACACUGUCCCUGACUUCUCCUAUUCCAGCAGUGAAGACGAGUUUUAUGAUGCUGAUGAGUUUUAUAACAGCAGCACCUCGCCGAAACACUGCAUAGAUUCGAACAGAACCGCUGAUGUGAACAGUGAAGACAGCACAGCCCUGAAACGGCCAGACACCAACGAAUCAAUCAACUCCUCCAUGUCGAACGGCACCACUGAUGCAGAUCAGUUUGACAGUCAUGAUGAGAGAGAUGAUGACCCUGAGGGUGAAUCUGUGGAAGAACACAAAAGUGUCAUCAUGCAUCUGCUGUCUCAAGUGCGACUG
Molecule: messenger RNA, 1189 nt
Organism: Carassius gibelio (silver crucian carp)
Lineage: Eukaryota; Metazoa; Chordata; Actinopteri; Cypriniformes; Cyprinidae
Product: oxysterol-binding protein-related protein 9-like
Exons: 14
Cellular component (GO): membrane; intracellular membrane-bounded organelle; cytosol
Molecular function (GO): sterol binding
Source: RefSeq, a predicted model, not a curated record